Messenger RNA from Pygocentrus nattereri (red-bellied piranha), 1455 nucleotides. It is a transcript of the gene apoeb, whose product is annotated as apolipoprotein Eb. Gene Ontology annotation, biological process: negative regulation of neuron apoptotic process; lipoprotein catabolic process; cholesterol catabolic process. Gene Ontology annotation, molecular function: lipid binding. Gene Ontology annotation, cellular component: intermediate-density lipoprotein particle; extracellular region. NCBI's taxonomy places the organism in Eukaryota, Metazoa, Chordata, Actinopteri, Characiformes, Serrasalmidae. The record is from RefSeq and is a predicted model, not a curated record. The transcript is spliced from 5 exons. The coding region runs from base 86 to 931 and encodes 281 amino acids.
GCUGCGUGCUAUAAAAGUGCGGAAAGCUCGUUCUCACCUCACAGAGCAACCCGGACUUCUCAGGUGUGCUUGUCUGUCUACCAACAUGAGGGCUGUAGCUGUGGUAUUUGCUCUGGCAGUCAUUACUGGCUGCCAUGCUCGCGCUGUGCCUCUGGCCGAUGCGCCUAUGGCCAAAUGGGAAGAGACAGUGGACCGUUUCUGGGAGUACAUCUCAGAACUCAACAAACAUGCUGAUGGUGUGGUGGAAAACCUGAAGGGCUCCCAGCUCACCAGGGAACUUGACACUCUGAUCACGGACACUGUGGCUGAGCUGAAGGUGUACAGGGAGGACCUCGAGACCAAGCUGGGCCCUUACACCAAGGAUGCCACCGGCCAGCUGAGGCAGGAUCUGGAGCUGCUGACCAGCAAGCUGCAGACUGACAUGCUAGAUGCCAAGGACCGUUCCACCCAGUACCUGCAGGAGCUGAAAACCAUGAUGGAGCAGAAUGCAGAUGAUGUGAAGAAUCGCAUCGGCACAUAUACCCGCAAACUGAAGAAGCGCCUGAACAAAGAUACUGAGGAGAUCCGCAACACUGUUGCCACAUACCUGGGUGAGCUGCAGUCUCGUGCCUCCCAGAAUGCUGAGGCAGUGAAGGACCGCUUCGAGCCCUAUGUGCACCACGCUCGUGAGGGUGUCAGCCAGAAGCUGGGUACCAUCACUGAGGUGCUGCAGGGCCAGGCUGAGGGCAUGAGCCAGCAGUUGGAGGCGCAGGCCAGCGUGCUGAAGGAACAGCUGGAGCAGACUGCCGACUCUCUACGUGUCUCUCUGGAGGGCCGCAUUGAGGAGCUCACCAGCCUGCUCAGUCCCUACACCGAGAAGAUCCGGGAACAGCUGCAGACUGUCAUGGAGAAGAUCAAAGAGGCCACAGCGGCUCUCCCCGCACAGGUCUAAAGGCACUGUGGCGUCGUUGCACCAAAUGCAAAGAAGAGAUUAGUGUCUGUUACUGAUUCUAAAUGCUUUUCACUGUGUGGGAGGGCGAACAAGAAUGGAACAAUACACAGCUGAACAAGUCUUUUAACUUGUCUUUUUUACUGAAAGUACUGUUUUAUAAUCACCAUGACUGCUCUCUCAGUAUUAAUCCACUUGAGAAUAAACCCUCAAUAAUCUUUCCUUAUAGUGCAAUAGGGCAUUGUUAUAACCGCCUAGCAUAUCUUAGAGUUUUAUUUCUCACAUUGGUCAUUAGAUCUUAAAUACGUUUUAUGGCCUUUUAAGUAAUGGAAAAGGGCAGGUUAGUGAACUUUGGGCCAAAUUGGCACCUGUUUUAAAAAGUGCUGUCCACCAUUUCAACAGCUGCAAAACAUAAUCAGAGAACGUUGAUAAUGAUUUUGAUAGCUGCAGACAAACGCUGACAUUUUGUUUGUGCACACUGCUGUUUUGGAACCUGUUUCAAUAAAUGAGCGUAAUGGUUCACAAUA